This is a messenger RNA of Sebastes umbrosus (honeycomb rockfish), 7369 nucleotides long. RefSeq names its product kinetochore associated 1 (gene kntc1). Gene Ontology annotation, cellular component: RZZ complex; cytoplasm; kinetochore microtubule. Gene Ontology annotation, biological process: mitotic spindle assembly checkpoint signaling; mitotic sister chromatid segregation; protein localization to kinetochore involved in kinetochore assembly. Bases 596 to 7237 code for a protein of 2213 amino acids. The record is from RefSeq and is a predicted model, not a curated record. Gene Ontology annotation, molecular function: small GTPase binding. The transcript has 61 exons. NCBI's taxonomy places the organism in Eukaryota, Metazoa, Chordata, Actinopteri, Perciformes, Sebastidae.
UGUUGGACCCGCAGAGGUCUUUCGCCCCACAUUUAGCCUGUCAGGCAGCACUUAUUCUCAAGGCUGUGCACGGCGCAAACAAGUUUAGUUGAUUAAAUGGUUAUAUUUGGAUAACAGAUGGAUGAUAUUAAAAUAUAGGUUGUGGUUGUGGGGUUUACUUCUGCCAAUCCCAAGGAAGGAGGCAUGAUUUAUACGUAGCCUGGAAUGGAAGUAGGUCUGUUAGACAAAAAGCAGGGGAGAAUCACCCCUUAUUUCAACUGACAGCAAACCCGCCAAAUUCUAAAGCUGUUGAGUUGUGUUGAUUGUGUGUUGUUGUAGCUGAUUAUCUCAGUAAAGUGGUGAGAUAUAAACUCUGUCUACAUUGUAGUCGACAGUCCGCCAACUCGCCAUCGCUUAUAGGUAUCAGCAGGUCAUUUUAAGUGUUGUUGGUCUUCUAACUGUUGGCUUAAUUAACGUUUUUAGCAUUAGCGUUGUCAUGGUGAAGUUACAACAGCUAUAAUGUUAGCUAGCCUGACUAACUUAUCGCAUUCCAAGUAACCGUUAACGUCAACGGUUAACGUCAACGUUUACUAACUUUGAAUCAUUCUAAAUCUAAAUGGCCAUGUGGAGCGACGUUGAGCUUCUGACCAGCGAGGACACAAACACUGUCAGGUUGGGCAGUGUUGGGUCCAGAGAGGAGAAUGGCAGCGGCUUGUAUCAGGUGGACACAUUGGUCAAGAUCUCCACUGCCAAUGAGGUGCAGGCAGAUCCCAGUCUCUCCUCUUCCAGUGGUUCAAACUGGAGCAUUGUUGUUGCUGACAAGACAGUUAUCCUGUUUGAUCAGAGCUAUCAGACCAUCCUGCUGCUUCUUCACUUUGAAACUGACGUGGAUGCCUUUGAUGUAUGCCUGGAUGGACAGUUUCUGGUGGUCUGUGAAAGAAAUGGAAAUCUUCAUUUGAUCUAUGUUCCACACAAGAGAAUCCUUCUCACCAGGGCUUUGGUAGAGAAACCAUCCAGUGGAGAUAAAACAUACCGUUAUCUCACCAUAGAGGAGGACAAGACAUCCUUAGGGAUGUACCAUGUGUUCCUUCUCAUAAAGGAUGGGUUUUUCCACAUUACAAACCUUGCAUUGGCAAAGAUCGAGACAGCCAUUGAAAACAUAGAUCUGGGAGCUUUGAAAGAGCUCCAGUCGCUCAUCAAGAUAGACUUCUGCUCCACCGGUGAUUACCACGAUGAAGGCUGCAGCACAGCAGUGAUGUUCAAUCUGGGCCCAGAAAUCCACUUAAUGAUCGGGGGGGAGAAAGAACAUAUUGUGACUCACUGGACGAUGGACCCUCAUCAAGCCAAGAUGUGCCUUGCUAACUCUAUUAACAGCAGCUUAAUUCCAGGUGUGAGGAAGAUGGUGGUGGUGGACAAUCUCUUGUACAUUCUUGACACUGAGGAUGCCCUGAGUCUUUGGGACCUACAUUUCCUUGUCAUGAUUCACUGUUGGGAGGGUCCUGCCAUUCAUGACUUUGAACUCACCACAGAAUGUGGCUCUGCCUCCAUGGUGGCCCAAGACAAGGGCAGCGUGAAGAUGAUUACACUGACCAAGCAAGACAACAGUCAGAUCAACUCACUGCAAAUACGAUUUCUGCCCUCCAUGACUGUUUGCUACUCCCUGGAUGUCUCCUCAGUCUCCUGUCUGGUCCAGACCAAAAUAAACAUGGAUACAAUUUAUUUAGUUGAAGGGAUUUGUGAGAACCCAGAAAGUCGAGGAGAGCCUAUAUCUUCUGUUGUUGUCAGAUGCUUCACAGAGGCUUUGCCUGAGAACAGAUUUAGCAGACUUCUUCACAAACACAUGUUUGAGGAGGCUGAAAAGUUUGCCAUCACAUUUGAGCUGGAUUUAGAGCUUGUUUACAAGGUGAAGCUUGACUUUGUGCUGGAGCAGCUGGCCUCUGCAUCGGUGGGUGGCUAUGGACAGGAUGUGUGGUCUGAACUUGUGGAGGAGGCCAAGACCAACCUGAUGAAGAUCACAGAUGAGCAGUAUGUGGUGGAAUACUGCCUCAAGGCUCCGUGGCCGACCUUUGACACAGCAGAGAAGAUACUAAACCAUGCUGCCACACGAUACUCCUCCUUACAGAUCCAAGAGGCCUUGGCCAGGCUAGCAACGUUCUGCAGCCUGCACGGCCCGGAAAACUUCAAUGCCAUCGCCUGGAUUGAGUUUCUGAACAGCACUGACAAUUUAGGAGACAUCCUCAACCACCUAAGAGAGGGAGACAUGAAGGGUGCACAACUCCUUUGGCUCAGAUAUGAGGGACAUAUCGCAGCAGAGUUUGAUGAGAGCAAGCUUGAAGCCGUGCUCAGUGCCAUCCCAGAGGACCUGCCCUCCCGGGACCUCUGCCCGUGGUUUAGGACAGUUCUUGUUCCAUUUGUGAGGAGAGUGCUUCCAACAGGACAGAAAAUCCUGGCGCGAUGGCUGGAGCAGAGAGCUAGGAAUCUGGAGUUAACAGAAAAGGGUGCUUGGCCCCAGAAUGGGUUGGACUUGGCUGUGGUUGGACUGCCUUCUCUAUGGACAUGGAUGAAAUCUGAUGAUAAUUAUGGUGCAAACGAGGUGGAGAACCUCAAGUCCCUGGUGUCCAACCUCCGUCAGCUACUGGACCUCUACCGGAAAUACAACUGCAGGCUUUCACUUUCAGUCUUUGAGAAGGGAAAUGUACGGAGUGUUGCUUUCUUCAUGCUGGACAAAGUGCCGGCUCCAGAGCUGAUCCCCGCCACAGUGGAGAGCAGUAUCCUGCCAUACGCUGAAGAGCACAAGAUUCCUUUUGAUGAGCUUUUUCUACAGUACAUCAAGGAUCUGCUGGAGCGCUGCAGUUCUCAGACCACAACCCUUUUCACAGAAUGGGAAGCCAAAGCCGUGGCUGUGUUGGGCUGCAUGACUGAUACUGACCUGAUGGUGGAUGCUGUGCUGGAGAUCAUGCAGAAAGCUGUAGUGCCCUGGAGUAAUGUGGUAGAGAAACUGGUUCAGCAGUAUCUAGAGAUGGAUGGACCGAAACAAGAGCUUUUAAAGGAGAGUUACCGUCUGAUGGAGAUCAGGAAACUUCUCCGGGGCUAUGGGAUCCGCAAUUUCAACCUCUCUAACAGCACUCAAAUUAUGACGCUGAUCAGAUACAUCCUAAAGCAAGACAUGCCGAUGUCUUUAGAGGACUCCCUGACAUUAGCUGAGGCGUACAAACUGCCAACCUCGCAGAUAAAUCACUUGUAUUUCAUCCAGCUAAUUGGCCAAGGAAAGACUGAGGAAUGCAUGACUGUCCUGAAGAAGCUGUCCUCUGCAGAGGCAGAGUGUGUGAUUGAGCGUCUCACAGACUGGGCUCGGCUGCAGCUGGAAGACAAAGCCCACAUAUCUGAUGAGCACAAGAAACACCAGAUGGUCAUAGCUCAGGUGAUGGUGGACGCUCUGAAAUACCUGCAUAUAAUCCAAAAACAUGAUGCUCUGAAAAGCAUGGAGUGUGAAAACAACCUCAUCAUGUUCAAGGCGAUCGCCCACCUACAGGAGGACUUUGACGUUUUCUUCACCCCCUCCACCUAUGAGGAUCCAAACAUCAGAAAACAGAUCCAGGAGCAUCACAUCACAGCCUAUGAAAACACACAUGGCUGCCGUUCAUCUAAAGGGAAGGCUACGACAACUCCAGUUGUGGCUAAUGAUCCAGAUGGCAAGACCAAGACCAUCUCCACAGAGGCGGGCUUACGUCGUCUAGGAAGGCAGCUGCAGCGAACCGAGCAAGAGCUCUGGUCUGACUUGGCCCAGCGAGCUCUGGGAGUGGGCAAGGUGGACAAGGCCCUCAAGAUCCUCAGUGAGCUGUAUGAACACCACUAUAACACCAGCACAGGGAAGGUUUUGUUCACUGCUGCCAAGAUGUUAUGCCAGAUGCUGGAGGCAGACGUGCCCAUGGUGUUCCCUGAUGACAUGGACCUGCCAGCAGUCAUCCAUGAUCUGGCCUGCCAGGCUAUCACUGUGUGCCACUCGGAUCUGCUCCUGGACUGUCUGGAGCUUUGCAAGUGCACACGGAUAGCUAUGGAUGUCUAUCAUCAGUGUCAGUUAUCAGACAACUACGGCUUUUUAGCCAAGGAUUUGACCUUGGAGACAGAAAAAAAUCCACACUCUCAGUGGAGUUUUCAGGAUCUUUUUAGCGAAGACUGCAUUGUUCUGGACCCGGUGUCUGUGCUUCCAGUCCAAUAUGAAAUUACCAACUGCUUGCUGCCUGUUUCUCUGGAUACCAAACUGUACCCACUGGACUGCUCCUGUCUGUCACACUGCUCAUUUGAAGACGGUUCAAACUACCUGCAGCCCCUCCUGGGUCCCCUGACGAACAUGUUACAGAUGUUACAGGAGUGCAGUCAGCUGGAGCUGGCCCUCAGAGUGCUGGUCAACUCAUACGGCAGCUGCCUGCAGCACGUCACCUCUAACGUUAUGGACAUCAAGCUCAGUGUACAGCUUCAUGAUACCCAAGGGCUUAAGAAGUACAAUUUAUGCUUGAAUAAUCUUCAAAAGACAACGACUUCGUCUCUGAAUGCCGUUGCUGUGGCUCUCUUGAACAAGGUGUUCAACUGGAGGGUGGUUGAUUGUGAUUUGGCUAUUGGACUCUGUACGCUCCUCUCCAAAGCAGAAGUCUUAAAAGUUCUGUGGAAGGUUAUUGACAACACCUGGCAGAACUAUGACAAAAUCUUGGCUGUGGCCAGAAUCGGGGCCAAUCUCUGCUGCUUGUACGAUGAGGUAGAGGAACAAGAGAAGUUUCUCUCUGUCAUCACUGAUGCUGAAUGGGGCAUCAAGCUUGGCAAAUUGGAGAUAUCCAUCCAGCCAGUGUUCCGUCAGCGGCCUGAGAUGAAGAGUAGUUUGAUCCCUGAUCUGGUGAAAAACCAGAGGAUCACUCCAGACAUUAUCCUCCAGUACUGCAGCACCUUUGGUAUAGACCGCGACCGUGUGAUCAACCAGUACAUUACCACCUUACUGCUGCUCCAAGAGGACGAAGAAGGUGACCCAGGCGCAGGCCAGGAAGAGACGCAGCCUCGGCGUCAUGCAGACACACUGGAGCGAGUCUUGCAGAUUAUCCCGAUGUUACACAACACCAGCGAGCUCACCGACAGCCUCUGUGCUGCCAUAUUCAAGCUCAGCCCUUACAACUACGAGAGGAUCGAGGUAGUGCUGAAGAUCAUAGAGGCUGCAGAUGAGAAUGUGACGACCUUUUCUGUUAAUCAGGCAAUGGGCCUCCUUCAGCACCUGAAGUCCUACAAGCGGGUCUCUCCUUCCUCAGACGUGGAGAAGACGUAUCUUCUGGAAAACAGCCUGCUGCCAAACCACCUGUCCAACAGCAGGCUGCCCUUCCACCUGCUCAUGCAGACCAAACAUUACUGGAAGAUUAUAUCUCCUGAGCUCAGUGAGGAGACCUUCCCUACACUUCUUCUCAUUAGCAAACUGAUGAAGGUGAGCCUUGACAAGUUAUACAUGUCAGCAGUGAACCAUGUGUUUGAGAAGAAGCUGAAGCCUUUACUCUUAGAGCAGAGAAAAAAGGGUCAGGGUCAGUGCCACAAUAAUGAGACUUUCAAGGUGGCCAAGACCAUGAUGAAGUACAUCCACUGCAUCCAGAGCCCGGAGUGGGCUGCUGCCACAGCCCACAAGAUCACCCAGGAGCUGCCACCAGGCCAUGAGAAGACACAGUCUCUUAGGUUCUGUCUGGCUCUUGGCGAUGCCUGGCUGAAGGAUCCAAACCUUGAGGAAGCAGCGCGGGCCAGAGGAGAGACCUUUCUGUCCAAGCUGAAGCUGCAGUUCCAACGCUCUGCUACAGAGAACACCUUGAUAAGCAGCCAGCUGAACAGCCCGGAGCAUCUGAAACUAACUGGGCUGCCAGCCAGGCUCAUCGUGGCCCUGUAUGAGCACAGCGGUGUGGAGCAGCGCUACAGAGACUCAGGAGGUGAAAUUUAUCCUGAUAUUCAUGCAGUGGUUAAGGAAAUAGCCACCAUCAACAAUGUAGAUCUCCUGAAAAUCCGUAACAUGAUGUUGGAAAAAUGGAUCUGCAAAACUGGCCCUGCUGUCACCAAGGAUACUGGUAAUCAUGAAUGCGUCAGCAACAUCGAGGAGGACCCCGACUUAAUGAGGGUGGUGUACAUGCUGCACUCUUGCCCCAUGGAUGACGUUGUCCGUCUUCUAAACCCUAUCCUCUCUGCCAAAACCUGGCACCUCAGCACUUCUGGGCCUCGUCUGACCUUCUGCCAUCGGACUCGAGCACUGCUUUGUCUCGUCCGCCUCGCCGAUUCGGCCACUCUGGAGGCUCAGUUGCAGAUCCCCAGGGCCCAAAUACAAUAUUACCUGAAGUGCUACAUCUUUGUCUCUCAACUGGAGGCGUUAAACAUCCCGUACACGGUGCAGUCUUUCCUCAGUAGUCCCAAAGAGGGCUUGGUUAAAGGACUGUGGAAGAACCACAGUCAUGAGCCGCAGGCGGUGCGGUUGGUGGCAGACCUGUGUCUGGAGUAUCAGGUGUACGACCCUCAGCUGUGGAACAGUCUGCUUCAGAAGCUGCUGGGCUUCAACUUGAUCAGCCACCUCCAGAAAGUGCUAGAGGCGGUGGUGGCUGUGCCAGCUCUGUGGGAGAUUUCCAGUUUCUCCAGGACCUGGAGGAGUAUGAUACUGGCACCUUUUGUCUCAGCUUCUGUUCCCCUGAGUCCUGAUCAACAGGCAACACUCUACAGGACCUUUGUUCUCCUCCUCAAGUGCCCUUUCCUGUUGAAUCUGGACCUGAUAGGAAUUGCCAAUCGCUUCGCACAGUUCAAUCUGCCAGCCUUUGCCCUGGGAACUCUCCUUCUCAUCCCCUGUGCCAAUAAAAAGGCUCAGCAGAUCCAGGGCUUUCUGUCUGUGUGUAAUCCAGUCGCUGUCCUUGAGCAGGUGGAAGAGCUCAUGAACACCGGGGAGUUAGCUGGACUUCCCUCACAGAUCAGGGAGACUGUAUUGACUUUCAUCAGCCAAAAUGGACAGCACCAGAAACUGUUGAACACCAAACACUUCAAGAAUCUGAAGGAACUCAUUGUGUCGAGUGGCCAACCUAACCAGGUGAAAGACUUGGUGGAUUACCUGAUCAGCCAGAACUGUCAGGACGAUGCUGACUCGCUCGCUCGUGAGUACAUGAAACACCGAGAGCAACAAAGAGGGAAAACGCUGACAAACGGCUCAGCCUCACCGAGCUGCCUGAAGGAGAUUCUCAACAUGCAAAAUGGAGUUUCGGGAUGAUCUGACACUAUUUCUGCAUCUGUAUUUAUGUAUUCUUACUUGGUCUCUCUUGGGCUGAGAUGCAAUAUUUGCACUUAUCAUCUAUCUUUCAAUUGUUCAUGUAAUAUUUGAAUAAAUGCUUUUCAUUUUUGA